AUGACAUUUUCUAUAAAUCCAUUGUUUGGUUUAGUAUUGUUUCCAUUAAUUAUAGUUGUGCACAGUAUUUUAUUUAAAUCUAAACUUGAAAAAGAUAAUUUUACUAAAGAAGCUUUAAUAAUUUCUUCUGCUAUAACACCUUUAUAUUCUCUUUACUGCUUAUUAUUGGGUCAUGAGGAUUUUUCUUCUAUUUUAAAUGGUUAUACUUUGAAUUUUGUAGUGUCUGUAUUUCCAUUUGAAGGUAUUGUGACAUUUUUAUUAGAUAAAUUCUCAUUAAUAUUUGUAGUUUUAACUGCGUUUACAGUUCAUAUUUGUAUGUUUGUAAAUUAUAAUAUGUCUAAUAAAAAGUAUGUUGAGAUGUUUAUAUUAUUAAUGUUAAUUCAAUCUAUAUUAACAUUGGCAUUUUUAACUAAUAAUAUAAUAGCUUUUUAUAUGUUAUUUGAACUAGUAUUAAUUCCUAUUUUUUUUAUAAUUGGUAUUUGGGGUUCUAGGAAUAGAAAGGUUUUAGCUGCAUUUCAAUUAUUCUUGUACACAUUAUUUGGUUCUUUAUUUAUGGUUUUCGCUAUUGCCUAUAUAUAUGUUACUAAAGGAACUUUAGUGUUGAAUGAUCUUAUAGGUACUGAUUGGUCAUUCUUAGAAGAAAGGUUAUUAUGGUGUGCAUUUUUUUUAGCAUUUGCAAUUAAAAUUCCUAUGGUUCCAUUUCAUACAUGGUUACCAGAGGCGCAUGUAGAGGCGCCUACAUCUGGGUCUGUAUUAUUAGCAGCAUUGCUUUUAAAAUUGGGUACUUUUGGAUUAAUAAAGUACUCAUUAGCAUUAUUUCCAGAUGCAUCUUGGUACUUUGCUCCUUUUGUUUAUUUAGUUAGUUUGAUUAGUAUUUUGUAUAGUUCACUAACUACAUUGAGACAAAUUGAUUUAAAAAAAAUUAUUGCUUAUUCAUCGGUGGGUCAUAUGAAUUUUAUUACUCUUGGAAUAUUCUCGUUUAAUGUUCAAGGAUUAGAUGGGGCUCUAUUGAUUAUGGUUAGUCAUGCAUUUAUUUCUUCUACAUUAUUUAUAUUAGUGGGUUCUUUAUAUGAUAAAUACCACACUAGAGUAUUAAAAUAUUAUAGAGGAUUGACAGUAUUUAUGCCGAUAUUAAGUACUGUGUUCUUUAUAGCUGUUUUAGGAAAUCUAAGUAUGCCUGGAACAUCUAACUUUGUAGGAGAAUUUUUAAUAUUAAUAGGAACAUUUCAAAAAUCACCAACAACUGCAGUUAUAGCAGGAUUAUCAAUUAUUUCUACAGCCGCAUACUCAAUUUGGCUUUAUAAUAGAGUAUUCAUGGGAAGAUUAAGUAUUCAUAUUCAUCAAACUAGGGAUAUAAACUAUGACAUGACAUUACCAGUAAGCAUAGUUCUAAUCUUUUUAUUUAUUGGAUUAGGAGUAUACCCUAAAAUUCUAUUAGAAUCUCAUAUGACACCUCUAUUAAUAAAAACACAACUAUAA
Messenger RNA from Fonticula alba, 1479 nucleotides. NCBI's taxonomy places the organism in Eukaryota, Rotosphaerida, Fonticulaceae. The record is from the annotation of a RefSeq genome assembly.